Molecule: messenger RNA, 5375 nt
Organism: Anopheles merus
Lineage: Eukaryota; Metazoa; Arthropoda; Insecta; Diptera; Culicidae
Product: glycoprotein-N-acetylgalactosamine 3-beta-galactosyltransferase 1-like
Exons: 7
Coding region: 912-2153 (413 amino acids)
Cellular component (GO): membrane
Molecular function (GO): N-acetylgalactosaminide beta-1,3-galactosyltransferase activity
Source: RefSeq, a predicted model, not a curated record
GAACAGACUGUACGCGAUUCGCUUGACAGUUGUAGAUUGCUUUUGUUGGUGCCUUUUUUGCAAUCGAAAGAGUCCGAGCUGUGUUUUGUGUUUUUGCUAGCCGCGCUGUGCGGACUUUUCUCUAAAGGAGCGUCCGGAAACAAAUUGCUGUUGCUGAGUUGUGAAUCUCGCAGAAUCUCAUUCUAAACAGGACCCUACCGAUGGUGAUCUUAUGCUGUGAAAAGUGAGGCAGUACACCGCAACAUGCAAAGCAUACGGCAAGUGCAUGGGCAACAUUGCUAGUCACAUCGCGAUUCGGCUUAUCACUUUCCAGCUUCCUGUAUGCAUGGACCACUGCUGGCUUGUAGGAUUCUCCCGAAAGAUGCACGCAACUAACUGAGUUGUUCAGUGCUGCUAGCCGGAGUGCUGGCUAACAUCACACUACCACGAUUACUGUCGGGCGGAAACACAUUUGCCGGAAGUCUACGAGCAAAUAGUGAAAUAAACGGGUAAAAUAGCGACAAAUCGGUGGUGUUUGCAAAUGAUAAUGACCAGUGGGCCGACCGAGCUCAUUUAGAUUUUCAUCAACCAAUACACAUGCGGACAAUACGCUAUCGGAUCGCCGACCGACCUUCGUUGUUGUGCUUUAAUGUUGUGCUAAAUAUCGGAGCCGUAUGACCGUUGUAUAAAAGCAUCAAAAACGAGUCAUCACAGUGGUAAAUUUGUAACAGAAGGAAUUUGAUAUUAUAAUGAAAUUAAGCUACACUCAUUGGCAAUAACAGCUGUGCUGUGUGCUGAACAGUUAUAGCCAAAGUUACGGCAAAUGGUUAUGGUCAUAAGAAUCUUAAUCCAUACAAGUGCACUGAUAAAAACGUAACACAGCACCCUGAUACCAUUGGGUACCAUUGGAAAAGAAAACAUCAUUCAACGCAAUGAAAAUUCCUGACUUGGGUCCACGAAAUGGCAGUCAUCCUCGAACAUUCAUUACGUUACUGUUUGGCACUGUACUGGGCUUUAUGUUUGCCACCUUUAUCUCAUCUACAACUUUACGCCAACCAUGGAUGCCCGAGAGUUAUCGUCAGCGCGAGCCACCUUCGAUCGUAAGUGACCCGCACACCGGGAACGAAUUGCGUGGAGCCUCCGGCCCUGAGCAGGAUGUUGGACAGCAUGCAGCCCACGAAGAAGCGCACGCGCACGAAAAUGCAUCCAUUGCGCAACAGUUGCAUCGGGAAGUGCGCGUCCUCUGUUGGGUGAUGACCAAUCCGAGCAAUCACAAAUCGAAAGCGUUACACGUCAAGCGCACGUGGGCUGGUCGGUGUAACAAAAUACUUUUCAUGAGUUCCAUAGAAGAUCCCCUCAUAGACUCCGUCGCGUUGCCUGUGAGCGAAGGUCGAAAUAAUCUGUGGGCGAAAACGAAAGAAGCUUUCAAGUAUAUUUAUCAGAACCAUCUGGACGACGCUGAUUGGUUCAUGAAGGCAGACGAUGACACGUACGUGGUCGUGGAAAAUUUGCGUUACAUGCUUUAUUCGUACUCGCCGUCCCACCCGAUCUAUUUUGGGUGCCGCUUUAAGCCGUUCGUAAAGCAAGGUUACAUGUCCGGUGGAGCGGGAUAUGUGCUAAGCAAGGAGGCGGUGAAACGCUUUGUCGAAGAUGCCAUUCCCAGCCCAUUGUGUCGGCAAGAUAGUGACGGUGCGGAGGACGUGGAGUUGGGAAAAUGCAUGGAAGCAGUGAAAGUGUUGGCCGGUGAUUCAAGGGAUUCGGUCGGACGGGGAAGAUUUUUCCCAUUUGUACCUGAGCACCAUCUUAUCCCGAAUCACGUGGACAAAGACUUUUGGUAUUUAAAAUACACAUACUACAAGCCGGAUGAGGGUCUCGAAUGCUGUUCGGAUAAUGCCAUCUCUUUCCACUACGUGUCACCGAAUCAAAUGUACGUGCUAGACUAUUUGAUCUAUCAUCUGCGACCGUACGGCAUCGUUGCACACUCGCAGCCUUUACCAAAGAAGCUCAGUUUAGGUGAUAUUGUAAGAGUGGACGAUCUGGGGAAAACCACCCCUAAACCGUCAGCCCAGCAACAUCGACGGUACAAAGUCAGCAGUAGCCGUGGCAAAGCCGGAAAAGAAAUGCAGGAGGAAGUUACAUUUAGUGAUAUGAAAGCUAAAGAACCAAAUACCUAGUAAGAUUUAGGUGUAGUGCGUAAUACCAAAUUCUAUCACAACGUGGGUCGAGCAAAGUAGAGCGAAGUUGCGCCUCGAGUGUAUAAUGGAAUGUUUGGAGAUAGUUUGCUGUUAGCAAAUGAAUGAACGUGGUGUGUGAAUGGUUUUGCAGGGUGCUUGCUAUGAAUGAGUGAGUAGAUUGGGGAUGCAAUUUCGCUUGAAAAGAAUGUCAUUUAGUGUUAAGAAUGUUCUCAUGUAAAACAAAGAAUUACUCUAACGUAAAAAAACAAAAUCCUAUACAUAACAGGAAAGUAAGAACCACAAACAGAAGGGCUGAAUUUCUUUCAUUAAUGACAUAUACUUUUUUGCAGCAAAAAGAUGUAAAUCUCCUCCUUAUACCAAACAUUAUCAGACUGCUGCGGUUUAGAUAAACUAUACUAUUGUAGGAAAUGCUUGCGAGUGUUCAAAAUGUUAGUUUGUAUCCUCAAGACUAUGUGUUGUUUUAUUCCUCUAGCCCUGGAUUUUUUUGCAUUAUUUUAUUUUUUUUUUUAAAUUAGGGAUUUACCUUUUGAAUAUCAUUUUGAACCUCAAAAUCAAUUGUUUCCAUCUGGGAAUGCUCUUUUAAUCGCUUUGUUUCUAUUGCGUUAAACGUUUCUUAUCAAUCCCGUAAAUAAUAUUUUGUAAAUCCAUUCGGAUACAUCGUAAUCUGAAUGUUUGAAUGAUUUGAAUGUUCCUUUUCAUUGUUUACUUUCUACAAUAUUUGAACUAUCAGACAUCGCAUGGAUAACAAACACCGGUGGUUCGAAAUGCGAAUCAGUGAAUUGUAUGUGUUUACUACUAACUUAGUGUGUUUUUUUUUAUUGGAGUGCUUUUUAUCUAGACGAUUAGUAACCGGAAUGUAUCUUUGUUAUAAAUCAUUUAAACAUCAAAUCGUUAACCAUCAGGAAACGAACAAAAGGGUAUAUUAAUGGGAAAAGAGAAAGCAUAUGAAGGAGAUGCCACUUUACGCAAAUGCAGAUGCAAAAAUUUUAUUUUGAAAUGGUCAAAAUUGGCAUGAUCUAAAACAGUUAUCAAUUAAAAUAUAUUUAAUACUUACAAUUCCACAACAAAUGAAAACAGUACAUCCACAGUAUUUUCUCUCUUUUUUAUGCGCCUGUCAGUUGAUACAGCUUAGCGGACAUAUACUGUAUUAGUUUCAUAUUGUGCUGUCAUUAUCGAAACUAAUUUUGUUUACUGUUAGAUAGCUUUGAGGUAUUCACAUAAAAAAAAACUCAGAAAAGUCGUUUAUUCUUAAAUCUCUAAUGCGUUCUUGGGUCUUCAUGGCCACAUCAUUAUGUCUUGUUUGUACUACUACUAACAAGGCAUACGACAUCUCGACAAGGCUCAUGGUAUCUCUUAUACUCGAAACGAUUACCCAGCUUUAUAUGAUUAAAUGAAGAAUAGUAAGAAACGUUUCUGUAAAAUUUACAUUUUCCCAAUUCUGAGUGUUGAAAAGAGAAUGAUUUUAUUGAUAUGUAUAUCAAAUUCAUCUUCUUUAUAACAAGGUUUAAGGACAGUUGAAUCAGAAUGAUAUGAAAUAAUGUUUUGAGCUUUUGAGUUGACUGUUUAAAAAAACACAUUCAACUGGUGUCGAUAAGUGUGCUAUUUUAGAGUGGAUGAAUUUCCGUUCCCGUAAAGACCUAUGUGUAUGCUUAAUUUAAAAAAAAUCCAUCGCAAUGUUGUGGAAAAAUGUGUUCUUCGUAUUUUCCAUCGUUUGUUGUAACAAGUUGCCAUCACAUUCAGGAAUAUUAGUAGUUGAUUUAAGUUGCAGUAGCCCUUAAGCUAUAUAAAUUGAAUAGUGAAUAGCAAUUGUAAUAUCUACAGUUUAAAGUUAUGGUGAGAAUCGCAGGAACGGCCAGGAUGAGGUUUUGUCGCAGGGCUAAUACAUCCAAGAAAACUAUAAAAUACUCUGUAAGAUCGAACAAAGUCGAGCUGUAAGCAUUUACACAUAGCAAAGCAUAUAAAAAAAUAAAUCUUUACUAAAGUAAACUAUCGACUACUAAAGGAUAGAUCAAGAUGUGCUUAUGAGUAAGCGCUAACAACCGUCAAGCUGUCAUGCGAAUGCUGCCGGGCUAUAUAAACACCGUGAGCAGGAGCAGUGUGUUAAACAGUAAGUAGUUUGCUUGUCUAACUACAACUGCUUAGUGCAAACUCAACAAUGCUUAUGCGGCACAGCCACUGCCCAAAGGCGUACAAUUAAGCGACAAACUAAUGCAUACCGAUGAGUAACUAUUGAUCUUUAGGUUGCACCUUAUUAACCGAUUGCCUUGUAGCAGUGGCCGAAAGGCAAGAAAUAGGCUAUAUUUAAUUUGGAAACGUAAUCGAUAAUGAUCAAUUUUCUUUAUGCUAAUAUGCUUAGAUGUAGCUAAAUAUGCAUCAAUUUAGUUAGAAGAAACUCAUCGAUCGUUGCAUGGGAGCUCUCUCUCUCUCUCUCUCUCUCUCUCUCUCUCUCUCUCUCUCUCUCUCUUUUUUCACUAAAUGAGAUACCUCUACCGGCUAAUUUUUUAAAUGUUUCUAUUUCUUGACUACCUGGCUUAUCCGCUGGAAUCCAUAUGUGUAUGUGUGAGUGCAGUAAGAGACUUAGCGAACCUCCUAAGUACUCGCGUGUUUCGCGAACGCGAGUCUCACGCACUUCAUUCUCUCCGUCUCUCCGUGGGUGAGCGCGAUCGUUCAGUUGAGCGAGCGAUGCGAAAACCAGCCCCUAAAACCAGCGAGAUCACCAACGCUACACCGAAGUCUUCGUUUACAUCUCGGUCCGUUCGGUUGUGCUUUCGCUUUUCUUAGACUUUCUGUCCGCGAAACUCGACAAAAGCGUGCGUCCCGCACACCCGCCCUCCUUUCGUCCGUACCUGUUUGUAUUGCCUUCGUUGGCAACAAGGGGCCGUAGGCGUCGUAAAAAGCGGUGGAUAGCGGUGGUGAUACUAGCGCCUUAGAGUAGUAUUGGUGCAAAUAUUGUCGGCACAAGAGCCGAUAAAAUUCAGUGCGUGAUACGUGUGUUCAGCGGCGUCUCCGGUAGCCAUCAUCACUGCCGAUGUGUUAAAAGUGAAAGGAAGAGUGUGCAGAAAAAUAAUUCGACCACAAGUGAGGAAAGUUGCCGCUUCCUUUUGGUGCGCCGAUAUUCAUUGUCCGGGCCUUGCGUUGCGAAAACAAAAACCCGACCCGAAUUGUACCGACCAUCGGUCGUAAUUUGUCGAGGGUUUUGCG